Messenger RNA from Fragaria vesca subsp. vesca, 1224 nucleotides. Its product is annotated as putative nuclease HARBI1-like. Bases 49 to 1224 code for a protein of 391 amino acids. The record is from RefSeq and is a predicted model, not a curated record. The transcript is spliced from 2 exons. Lineage: Eukaryota; Viridiplantae; Streptophyta; Magnoliopsida; Rosales; Rosaceae.
GUAGCUGAGGCUUGACUUGGCGUAGUUUGCUUCCAUUUGAGGUUUGGAAUGGGGCCCAUUAGAGGAGUGAAGAGGAGGAAGAACACUGAACCGAAGAGGCUUGACCAGAAUGUGCUUGCUGCUGCUACCCUGAGCCCUCAGCCUGAGCCACUUGAUUGGUGGGAAGAGUUUCAACAGAUAAUUACUGGGCCUCUAUCUGAAUCAGAACACAAAAUGAAAUUUGAAUCUCUCUUCAAAAUUUCGAGAAGGACAUUCAAUCACAUUUGUUCACUUGUAAAGGAGCGUAUGGCGACUAGGAACUUCAGUACCAAAAAUGGAAAGCGUUUGUCUCUACAAGACCAAGUUGCUGUUGCUCUUAGGAGGCUUAGCUCUGGUGAAUCGCUAACGAACGUUGGUGACUCCUUUGGGAUGAGCCAAACAACUGUUUCUCAGGUAACCUGGCGGUUUGUGGAAGCAAUGGAAGAGAGAGGGCUCCACCAUCUUUGUUGGCCUAAAGAGCAAGGUGAAAUGGAAGAGAUAAAGUCCAAGUUUGAAAGAAUUCGUGGCCUUCCAAAUUGCUGUGGUGCAAUCGACAUCACUCACAUCACGAUGACUGUGCCUGCAACUGACGACUCAUCAGAUGUCUGGCUCGAUGAUGAGAAAAACUGCAGCAUGACAUUGCAGGCAGUUGUAGACCCUGAUAUGAGAUUCCGUAACAUAGUUACUGGAUGGCCAGGAAGUCUGAGUGAUGACAUUGUCCUCCAAAGCUCAGGUUUCUUCAAACUGUGUGAAGAAGGAACUUAUUUAAAUGGGAAGGAAAUGGUGCUGUCUGAAGGAACAGAAGUAAGAGAGUACAUAGUAGGAGAUUCUGGUUUUCCACUUUUGGAAUGGCUAAUGACUCCUUACCAGGGAACAAAACUCUCAGAUGAUAAGGCAGAGUUUAACAAGAGACUUUCUGCAACCCAAAUGGUGGCAAGGAGAGCAUUUGUGAGGUUGAAAGAGAGGUGGAAACUAAUUCAAGGAGCAUUGUGGUUGCCUGAUAAGAAUAAGCUGCCGAGGAUUAUUCUCGCUUGCUGCAUACUGCAUAACAUAAUCAUUGAUAUGGAGGAUCAGGUGCAGGAUGACAUGCCUUUAUCGCACCACCAUGAUUCGGGUUACCACCACCAGAGUUGUGAAUCUGCUGAUAAAACUGGCUCUCUUCUGAGAGAGAAACUUUCUUUAUACUUUUCUGGACAACUACCAUGA